Penicillium samsonianum is the source of this 546-nucleotide messenger RNA. RefSeq names its product hydroxyisourate hydrolase. Gene Ontology annotation, biological process: purine nucleobase metabolic process. Gene Ontology annotation, molecular function: hydroxyisourate hydrolase activity. The record is from RefSeq and is a predicted model, not a curated record. Lineage: Eukaryota; Fungi; Ascomycota; Eurotiomycetes; Eurotiales; Aspergillaceae. The transcript has a single exon. The coding region runs from base 1 to 546 and encodes 181 amino acids.
AUGGACUUCCCUCAAAAUAACCAACAACUUGGUCGCACCACGAACCGCCUGGCACUUUAUCAGCAACAAAUCUCCCCCGCCCCGCACAUCAAAGACUCAGACCCAAUCAACCAACCAACCACCAUGGCAGCGCGCGACCCCAUCACCUGCCAUUGCCUCAACACUUUAUCAGGAACACCUGCAGCCAACCUGCCAGUGACCCUGACCCUCCUCUCCACCACGACAUCCGCCGCCAGCGGCAUCUCAUUCAGCGCAACCACAAACGCCGACGGCCGCGUCGCCAACUGGACACCAGUCGGAACAAGCUCACUAUCGGUCCCUGCUAUCUUGGCUGCCCUGCCUGCUGCAGACAGCAAGACCGACUGGUCUGUGCGCUUUGACGUGGGCCCCUGGUACGAGGCCCAGGGCGUCGAGAGCUUCUGGCCAGAGGUUGAGGUUAAGUUCACUGUCAAAGGACGUGGUCGUGAGGGUGUAGAGGGCUGGCGCCAUUAUCAUGUUCCUGUCCUCCUGGGUCCUUGGAAUUACUCGACUUAUCGGGGUUCGUGA